GCAUGGCGGCGCGGCGGGUCGGCGGUGGCUGCUGGCAGCGGGCGCUGUGGCUGGGCCGGCGGUGCCGCCUCCCGGGCGGGCGGGAGAGCUACCGGAGCUCUUCAAGUAGUAGUGCUGUUGGGAAGACUGUGGACAAUUCACAAGUAACUCAAGAAGAAAUUGUGCUCCCCCGGAGGAAAACAUGGGAUAAGCUCGCCGUGCUCCAGACCUUGGCUUCCACUGUGAAAAGGGAUCCUACUGCUGCUCAUUACAUGUUCCAGGAUGACCCUUUCCUGAUGCCAAGAAAUGCAGCUAAUUCUCGUCUGUAUUCGCUGUCAAAGGAGUCUGGGAGAAAUGCUGCAAAAUACAUCAUAAAGAACUUUCCUCAGUAUUUUGACAAGACUUUUGCAGAGCCCAACGUACCAUGCCUGAUGCCUGAGACUCUCACACCUCGGACUGAAGGAGUGAGUGAGGAGGCUCUGAGGGAGCGCAUCCACCUCAGAAUGGUGAAAGAGUCUGUGGACAUGUUUGAUCAGCUUCUGCAGGCAGGUACCCCUGUAUCUCUGGAGACCACAAACAGCCUUCUAGAUUUGUUAUGCUUCUAUGGGGAUGGUGAACCUACUCCUGAAAAAGAGCAGGAAGAAAAAGAGGAUUUGGAAGAACCAGGGGUGAAUGAUUCAGAACAGAAAGCUCCAAAGAGACAAUUCCAAAGCAGUUCACAGUCAUCUGGCCCCAGAUGGAGGGAGGACAACCAUGCUGAAAGGAUAUUUAAGAUAAUGCCAGAGAGGAACGCACACUCCUAUUGCACGAUGAUCCGUGGGAUGGUGAAGCAUGGGGCUUAUUCUAAAGCUUAUGACAUGUACAUAGAGUUGCUGAAUGAAAGGCACAAGGCUGAUGUGCACGCCUUCAAUGCCCUGAUCAGAGCAGUCCCAUAUCUAAAGGAGAGGUUCGUAGAAAGAUGGGAAUUAGUCAAGGACUUCCUGACUCACAUGGCUCAACAGAACGUGCAACCAACUCUGCUGACUUUUAAUUCUGUACUGAAGAGUCUGAGAAGAUGUGGUGGUGUGGGCAGAACUAUGUCUUUGUUGGUAUUAAAGGAAAUGGAAGCACUUGAUAUAGAGCCCAGCCUCGCAUCGUACGAUCAUCUCCUCUCCGUGUAUUACAAAGGCGUUGAUGCUAAAUCAUCAGACAUCAUCUCUGAGGUGUUAAAUGAAGUAGAAAAGCGAAGUUUCACUGCCCAAGACCCUGAUGAUGCCAGCUUUUUUACCACGGCCAUGCAAGUGUGCUGUGAUCUGAAGGACAUCAAGCUUGCCUAUCAGUUAAAUAAGGCACUGGAGAAGGGAGACAACUGGAAAUUCUUGGAUGUGGAUCGGUUAAAUGGCUAUUGGUCAAAAUUCUUUUCAUUGUUGUGCAUGAUGGAACAAAUUGAGGUGGUGUUGAAGUGGUACAAAGAAAUGUCGUCUUCACUCUUCUAUCCAACUCCAAAAAAUAUAUUGGACCUCCUUCAAGCACUGGAUGCAGCCAACCAGUUGGAAGCGAUCCCUUCAGUCUGGGAAGAUGUGAAACAGCUGGGGUUUAGCAGGAGACAAGACCUGUUGGAAGAGUUCUUGUCUUUGAUGAGCAGGGACCAGCACCCCAGUGAGGUUCAACUGGCGUUUGCCAAGUGUGCUGAAGAAAUCAAAGCUGUCCAUGAGCCUGCUGGGCAGGGACAGGUCCCGUUGGAGUGGACAGGGAGUGCUCUGGGCCAUGUCGUGGUGCUGUUUUCCAGGGCUGGGAGGACCCAGGAUGCCUGGAAAAUGAUGGAGUGUUUCCAGAAAAUCAAUAGGAUUCCCACUGAAAUGGUGAUGGAUGAGUUCUUGAACUGUGCCAAGCAAACCAAUUGCCCAGAUGAGGCAAUUAAGAUGGUAAAGCUGGCAGCAUCCCUUGGGCUUCUUUCAUCUCAAAGGCUGAAAAGCAGAACGGAGGAGGAAUUUGAACUCUCUGAAACACAGAAGAAGGCACUGGAGAGUAUCAAGUGGGAUGGUGACAGCAGUGAUAGUGACAGUGACAGUGACAGCAGUGACAGUGACCGUGAGUAGCUGUCCCUCCUGCCUUCCUCUUGGGAAAAUGGCAGCAACGGUUGCCAUAUCAGGAGGCUUUGGAAGGACUGGGAUUACUGAAGGAAUGGCUUCUGGGAGCUGCUGCAGCACUGAUGAACCCUCAGUGCUCUGAUCUGGGACCUGCUCAGCAAGACACCAUCCUGAUGUGCCAGCUGGAAGCUGUUACAUCUUCUUGGUAAUGUGGAACACAGCUUGGGCGACCCCAGGUGUCCUCCCCAGCACCCCUGCAAGAGCUGGCUCCUGAUAAACAGCAUCACUGAGGGUGGAGGGCUGCAGCGAGAGGGGUGCUGUGCACCCUGGAGGCUGCUCAGGCAGGCACAAGACUCCCAGAGCUUGAGCAAGAAUUCUCCUGGGCCUCCUGUCACUCCACCCUGCACCAGAUGUAAUUCCUUUCCAUCUAACUUUGCUGAACUACUUAAAUGCCAUUUUUCUCUGGAUGUAAACACUGAAGUAAUGCUCGGCACCUGGGAUGUUAUUCCUCAUCGUUUGGUGUUUUGGGACAGGUGUUGGGAGUGCAGGUGUUAAAUUACACUGUCUCUAAUAAAUGGCUGACAUUAAGCUGGAUAUAUUCUAAUAAUGUUUGAGCAAAAACUGUGGUUGAACCAAGGUUUGCCUUUCUGGUAGAAAUACCUGGUUUUCUAGAACUAGAGCAGAGCAGCUGUGACGAGAAACCUACCAGAGCAGAAAUCCAGGACAGGAUCUGCUCUGACACCAGUUUUGAAAACACCCUGUACUCAAAGAUGGGGGUUUUUUUUGUUUGUUUUUGUUUUUUUUAAUGCUGUACAUUAAUAAAUCGCAUCAGUGAA
This is a messenger RNA of Hirundo rustica (Barn swallow), 2884 nucleotides long. It is a transcript of the gene PTCD3, whose product is annotated as pentatricopeptide repeat domain 3. Gene Ontology annotation, cellular component: mitochondrion. NCBI's taxonomy places the organism in Eukaryota, Metazoa, Chordata, Aves, Passeriformes, Hirundinidae. The transcript has 24 exons. The record is from RefSeq and is a predicted model, not a curated record. Gene Ontology annotation, molecular function: ribosomal small subunit binding; protein binding; rRNA binding. Bases 3 to 2057 code for a protein of 684 amino acids. Gene Ontology annotation, biological process: mitochondrial translation.